AUGCAGGAGUUGGUAUCGGUUCGAGCGAUUGCACACAUGCACGCUGGGCGACUCGGGCAGGAAAUAAUACCAGCCUCAAUUAUGAGUGUGUUCACACAACAAUUGGACUUUACUUCACUUUUUACUCAAACAAUUCUCCUUCUCACAGCCUCAAAUUUACGACCAGUUGCAGAAUUUGAGCCCAAAGAGGAAGGUGGAAAAGCGACGAAAUCUCGGCAGAUCUACCAAAGCGAUUUUAUUCAGUUGGCCCCAGAAACGCAUCAAGACGGUCAUCAACUGUACCAACGACAUGAACAAAACGCCCAGACGGUCGGAGUACUCAUUAGCCGACGCCUCGAGUUGUUUGUUGUCAGCCUCUUGCGAUUGGCGGCCAAAGCCAAAGUGGCCUCGAAGGAAAAGGAGCGAGUGGAGAAGAAGAGCAAGAAAGAAAGAAGAAGAAGAAGAAGGCGCAGGAGACGCCGACAGCAACAUCGACAUUAUGAAUGGAGGAUAUGGGGAAUGUGGACUGUGGAAUGGGGAGCGGUUCCGGUACCGUCAAGCAGUGAUUGGGCGAAAAACGAUGAGGAUACGGUCAAUUGGCCACGGGUGACAGAGGAGUUCAGUCAGUUGGCGGUUACACCAUCCCCAAGAUGGCAUCAAUGCGCAAUGUUUUUAGGCCAAGCCUGCCUGAACAGACUGUUUGUUGGCGAAACACUGCGGCCGGGCCAAAAAGAAACGCAGACAGUGUUUGGGCGUGAGAGACUAUUUCCUGUCUGGAGGGAAAUAAAGAGAGGGAGAGAGGAAGAUAGUAUGGCCAGAAAGAGGGAACAAGAGUACAUCUUCUGUCGCGAGCGGACUGGGCGAAGGACCCAGACAGAAGAGGAGGGAUCUGGGCGCGUGUUCCAGGGACUCAGA
Molecule: messenger RNA, 894 nt
Organism: Protopolystoma xenopodis
Lineage: Eukaryota; Metazoa; Platyhelminthes; Monogenea; Polystomatidea; Polystomatidae
Source: the annotation of a GenBank genome assembly